Messenger RNA from Oryza brachyantha (malo sina), 5529 nucleotides. Its product is annotated as putative disease resistance protein RGA4. The record is from RefSeq and is a predicted model, not a curated record. Gene Ontology annotation, molecular function: ADP binding. NCBI's taxonomy places the organism in Eukaryota, Viridiplantae, Streptophyta, Magnoliopsida, Poales, Poaceae. Gene Ontology annotation, biological process: defense response to other organism.
CCAUGAAUAAACACCGCCUUUGCGGUUGCGGCGCCGCGCUUCUUCUCCCUUCGCGGCGGCGAUACUGGUGGCGAAGGGGAGCCAAGCGGCCAUCCAUGAGAGUCCUUGUCCGGUCGUGUUCGAAGGGACCCGACCCGGAAGGUGUUCGGCGGAAUGGGUGAGUGCCGGGCGCGCACGAGGUUCGCUGGGAGAUGUGAGAAGCUUCACCGAAGGGAGAUGCAGUAUGGUGGCGUCUAAGCUGUGUCGAUGCCGCCGCCAUGUCGUGGAGGGAGGAUCCGGGAGACCAGGAGGGCUUCUUGAAUCGGAUGAGUUGACCACUGGGCCGUAAGAGAUCAAGUUGUACAAACUAAUGGCAUUAAUGUGGCCAGCCAUUGGCCCAUUAGUACUACAGCCAUUUUUUAUUGUACUAGUGGACGUGAACAAGCAAACACAUCCAUGGUUCCCAGCAACUCAGUACUAGCAUAUGCUACCAUUUUUUUCCUCAAAACAAUCACGGAAGUUUCUCUUCUCUUCACACUGCAGUUGUGUUUUCCUGUUUCCUCCUGCGAGUGUAUUGUGAAUUAUCAGUGUUCUAAUGGCUGACCUUGUGGCCCGCAUGGUUGUCGGUCCACUGGUGUCCAUGCUGAAGGAGAAGGCGUCCAGCUACCUCCUGGAGCAGUACAAGGUGAUGGAGGGGAUGGAAACCCAACACAAGAUCCUCAAGCGCAAGCUACCAGCCAUCCUGGAUGUCAUAUCUGAUGCUGAGGAGCAGGCAUCAGAACAGAGAGAAGGAGCAAAGGCCUGGCUUGAGGAGCUCAAGGCAGUGGCAUAUGAAGCAAAUCAAGUCUUCGACGAGUUCAAUUAUGAGGCGCUCCGGCGUGAAGCCAAGAAGAAUGGGCACUACACCAAUCUUGGCUUCGAUACAGUAAAACUCUUCCGUUCUCACAACCCUGUCAUGUUUCGUUACAGGAUGGGUAAGAAGCUCUGCCGGAUUGUGCAUAAUAUGGAAGUCCUUGUAUCAGAGAUGAAUGCAUUCGGGUUUAGAUUCCAACCUCAGUUUCCAGCUUCGAAGCAAUGGAGACAAACAAGCUCUGACAUCUUCGACCCUAUUAAAAUUGCUACAAAAUCAAGAGAAGAAGAUAAGCGGAAGGUUGUUAACAUAUUGCUUAGUCAAUCUAGCAAUGUGGGUCUUGCAGUUGUUCCAAUUGUUGGAAUAGGAGGAAUGGGCAAGACCACUUUAGCACAGCUUGUUUACAAUGAUCCUGAAAUUCAGAAACAUUUCCAGUUGAAGCUAUGGGUGUGUGUAUCUGAAAACUUUGAUGUGGAUACCCUGGCCAAAAAUAUAGUUGAAGCAGCUACCAAAGGAAGGGAUGGAGAUGAAGAAACGAGGAACAAUUCACCACUGGAUCGCCUUAAAAAAUUAGUGAGCAGGAAGAGGUUCCUCGUUGUAUUGGAUGAUGUCUGGAACCGAGAGGCUGAUAAGUGGGAGAAGUUGAAGGCCUGCCUUUUACUUGGUAGCUCUGGUAGUGUCGUAUUGGCAACAACCCGUGAGAAAGGAAUUGCUGAAAUCAUGGGUACAGUACAAGCUUAUGACCUUGCAGCUUUGAAGGAUAACUUCAUAGAGGAAAUUAUCAAAUCAAGAGCAUUCAGUUCACAGGGCAGUGAGCCUAAUGAGCUAGUUGAGAUGGUUAGUGAGGUUGCCAGGAAAUGUGUUGGCUCUCCUUUAGCUGCAACUGCGCUUGGCUCUGUACUGCGUACCAAGACCAGCGUGGAAGAAUGGAAGGUUGUUUUAAGUAGAAGCAAUUGCAGCGAGGGUUCUGGAAUUUUGCCAAUACUUAAGCUAAGCUACAUUGACAUGCCAUCACAUAUGAAGCAAUGCUUUGCUUUUUGUGCUGUGUUUCCCAAAGACUGCGAGAUUGAUGUGGAUAAGCUGAUCCAACUUUGGAUCGCAAAUGACUUAAUACCUCAACAGAAUAACAUUCAUCUUGAAACCGCUGGCAACCGUAUUUUCAAUGAGCUGGCCUCAAGAUCAUUCUUUCAAGAUGUCAAGCAAGUGCCAAUUUACAAUGAUGAAUGGACUUAUGGCUAUUUCUCGAGAACUACAUGUAAGAUCCAUGAUCUUAUGCAUGAUGUUGCACUGUCUAUCAUGGGAAAUGAAUGUGUUACUGUAACGGAUGAACCAGGGCAAAGGGAGUUGUUAACACAUACUGCUCGACAUGUCCUUUUAUCAUGUUAUGAGUCGGAAACUUUAUUCAAUGAUUAUCUAAAGAACAUAGCUCCAGCUAUCCAAACAUUGCUAUGUGGUGGACUGAUUAUUGGUUCUUUGCCUCAUUUAUCAAAAUGCAAUUCUGUGAAGGCAAUACAGUAUGAAUCGUGCAUAUUUCGUCUGAAACCAAAGCAUCUUCUUCACCUUAGGUACCUUGAUCUGUUUGGAAGUCGUAUUGAUGCACUUCCGGAGGACAUAAGUAUUCUAUAUAACCUGCGGACAUUGAUCCUUUCUCACUGCAUAUAUCUUGAUCGACUUCCAAGGCAAAUGAAAUAUAUGACCGCUCUCCGUCACCUCUACACUGAUAACUGUCCAGAGUUGAAGAGUAUUCCUCAAGACCUCGGACAACUCACUUCCUUACAGACCCUUUCUUGUUUUGUAGCAGGAACUGGCUCUAAUUCCUUGAAUGUUCGAGCAUUGCAUCACUUAAACCUUUGUGGUCUACUGGAGCUAUGUCAUCUUGAAAAUGUGACAGCAGCGGAUGCUGAAGCAGCAAACCUCAGCAAUAUGAAGCAACUCAGAGGACUGAUCUUAAGAUGGGAUUCUAGUCACGAGGACAAUCAACAUCACUAUGAUAAGGUGCUCAAGGGUCUAAAACCUCAUCAUGGAUUGCAGGCUUUAAGGAUAUCGUCCUACCAAGGCUCCAGAUUCCCAACAUGGAUGGGUAUUCUGCAGAACAUGGUUGAGCUUAUUCUCUGUGAUUGCGGUAACUCCAAGAAGCUUCCUCCAUUGAGCCAAGUACCUGCUCUAAAAGUUCUUCGGUUGUACAAACUGGGAAAAUUGCAAUUCUUGUGCAGUGGUGUUACACCUUUCACUUUCCCAAAACUGAAGGAGCUUAUCCUAGUUAAUCUGCCAGCUUUUGAGAGAUGUUGUGAAGUAGAUUGGAUGCAAAGGGAGCUGAUGAUAUUUCCUCAACUUGAGAAAUUGUUUAUUCAAUAUUGUAAGUUGAUAGCAUUACCAGAAGCAGGACUGCUGAGAGAAUCAAACUGUGGAGAUAAUGCAACGGCACACUCAGCAGCAUUUCCAUCAUUGAAGGUACUCAAGCUGAAAAAUUUAUGCAGCUUUCAGAGAUGGGAGUCAGUUGAAGGAAUUAAAGGACGACGGAUAAUAUUUCCUCAGCUUGAUAAAUUAGUAAUCCAUAGCUGCCCAGAGCUGACAGCAUUACCAGAAGCUGUAAUUCUGGAAGAGUCAAAUGGUGGAGAUUAUACGGUGGCACAGUCAGCAUUCCCGGCAUUGAAGGUACUCAAGCUGAAACAAUUAUCUAGGUUUCAGAGAUGGGCGUCAGUUGAAGGAAUUCAGGUACGGCAAGCAAUGUUUCCCAAACUUGAGAAAUUAGUAAUCUAUUGUUGCCCAGAGCUAACAGCAUUACCGGAAGCAUCAUUGCUUGGAGAAAUGUGUGUUGGCCAUUAUGCUCUCUCUCACUCAGCAUUUCCAGCGUUGAAGGAACUCAAGUUGACAGGUUUGAAUAUAUUUCAAAGAUGGGAUUCAGUUAAAGGAAUUCAAGGACAGCUCACAGUAUUUCCUCAACUUGAAAAUUUACUAAUUAGUAGCUGCCCAAAACUAACAGCAUUACCAGAAGCAUCAUCUGUUCGAGAAUCGUGUGGUGACUACUAUACUACUGCACACUCAGUAUUUCCAGUGUUGAAGGCUCUGGAGUUGUAUGAUUUGAGAAUGUUCCGCAAUUGGGGGGGACUAACUUUUCCUCGGCUUGAGGUACUAACAAUAAGGAAAUGUCAUGCACUGAUAGCAUUACCAGCAGCUACACUUGUUGGUAAAGAUAUUACAGGAUGCUCAGCAUUUCCCCAACUAAAGGAACUCCGGUUAGACGACGCAGAGGGUUUCAACAUAUGGGGUGCAAUGGGAAAAACACAUGCUAAACAACCAACCUUCCAUAACCUAGAAUGUGUUUAUAUUAAGAAAUGCCCAAAGCUCAGAACUCUACCUAGAGCACCAAAGCUCAAUGUAUUGCAUAUAGUAGGAGCCAAUGAACAAAUAUCCCUAUGGGCUCCUAGAUACAUGACUUCAUUAUCAAAUUUGAAAUUGUGGGUCCAAGGCACAGAAACAACACAGCCAGAUGGACACAGUUUGAUUGAACUAGUAGAUGGCAAGGACAAUUGGAACCACCAGUCCCCUCUCACAGUUAUGAAGUUACAUGCCUGCAACUUGUACUUUAGUUCGGGUGCACAAGCGCUAUGGGCAUGUUUUGCACAGCUUAAAGAUUUGGAAAUCCAUAGCUGCAAUUCGUUCGUACACUGGCCAGAGAAAGAGUUCCGAAACUUAAUAUCCUUGAGGGGCUUAUGGAUUUCUGGGUGCAACAAGCUAACCGGCCACGCAAAAGCUCCUGGGCAAUCACCAUCAGGAAGUGAAGACCAAAUCCUACCACAGUUGGAGUCACUGAAGAUAGAGUCUUGUGAAAGUCUGGUAGAAGUCUUCAGCGCCCCAGCAUCUCUCAUGAAGAUGGACAUAUGGUUCUGUCCUGAGCUGGAGUCUAUCUUCAGCAAGCAUCAAUGCAGGUCAGCAUUGACUGAAGGGCCUAGCAGUGAUACCAUGGCAACUGCAGCUGUAUCAGAGUUCCUUCCAUGCCUAGAAUAUCUGAGCUUACAUGGGUGUGAUAGCUUGUCAGGGGUGUUGCAUCUGCCACCGUCCCUCAAAAAACUAUAUAUUGAAGAAUGCAGUGGGUUAGAAUCACUGCAAUCUCAUUCUGGAGAGCCACCACAGUUGGUAGAACUACGGCUUUCGGGCUGCCAAACUCUGUCAUCCCUACCAAAUGUGCCACAAGCAUACUCGUAUCUCACACAGCUUACUAUCCAUAAAUGUCCGGCUAUAAAAGCGCUCCCUACAAGCCUGCAGCAGCGGCUCCCAAGCCUCCGGAAGAAACAUCUUGACGCCUGUUUUGAAGGGAUAUACACUCAGGAGGUAUGUACCUCCACCUUAGAGUAAUAUAGUUCUUGAGUAACACUGUGAGGUAUAUAUACCUCGUAUAUACCCAAGUUCCAGAAAUAUGCCACCAUUGUCGAUUGUAUCUAAUCAGUCAACCGUAUAGUUCUUAUCUCUCUCAGAUAGUGACGGGGUACAUACUUCUCCAAGGAUGCCAGAGAAACUCACACACAAUAUAGUGUUUAAUCCUUUAUAGAUAUUUAUAAUUGGUAAAUUUGUUCAUAUAUCUGUUUUUUGACAUUGUACAUGAUCAGGGCCAAAGCCAACACUGUCAAAACCAAGGACAUGGAGAUAUGCCAUCCAAAGAUAUUAGUAUUCUAUCACUAUCCAUAUCAACACAGAUUACU